Molecule: messenger RNA, 1292 nt
Organism: Lolium rigidum
Lineage: Eukaryota; Viridiplantae; Streptophyta; Magnoliopsida; Poales; Poaceae
Product: choline-phosphate cytidylyltransferase 2-like
Exons: 8
Coding region: 31-1005 (324 amino acids)
Biological process (GO): CDP-choline pathway
Molecular function (GO): phosphatidylcholine binding; choline-phosphate cytidylyltransferase activity
Source: RefSeq, a predicted model, not a curated record
CGCCCCGACCUUCCUCGAGCCCUACCAUCCAUGGCCGACGCCAAGGCCGAGGCGGCGGCGACGCAGUCCUCGCAGGAGGAGGAGGAGGACUGGAAGGAGGCCGAGGGGGACGUCGAGGUCUCCGACCGGGCCGCCGGCAAUGGCGCUGCCGGCACCGAGGGGAUCACGGACCGGCCGAUCCGCGUCUACGCCGACGGCAUCUACGACCUCUUCCACUUCGGCCACGCCCGCUCCCUCGAGCAGGCCAAGAAGUCGUUUCCUAAUGCAUAUCUUCUUGUCGGGGUCUGUAAUGAUGAGUUGACGCAUCAAUUCAAGGGAAGAACUGUCAUGACAGAGGAAGAGAGAUAUGAAUCACUUCGCCACUGCAAGUGGGUUGAUGAAGUCAUUCCUGAUGCUCCAUGGGUGGUAACAGAAGAGUUCUUGGAUAAGCAUAACAUUGAUUUUGUUGCACAUGAUUCUCUGCCGUAUGCUGAUGCUAGUGGAGCUAGUAAUGAUGUCUAUGAAUUUGUAAAAAAACUAGGUAAAUUUAAGGAGACCCAGCGCACAGAGGGGAUAUCAACCUCAGAUAUUAUAAUGAGGAUUGUUAAAGAUUAUAAUGAGUAUGUUAUGCGGAAUCUUGCUAGAGGGUACAGCAGAAAUGAUCUUGGUGUCAGUUAUGUGAAGGAAAAACGACUAAGAGUUAACAUGGGAUUGAAAACAUUGCGUGACAAAGUGAAGCAGCACCAAGAAAAAGUAGGGGAGAAGUGGAGUACAAUGGCAAAACUCCAGGAAGAGUGGGUUGAAAAUGCAGAUCGCUGGGUUGUUGGUUUUCUAGAGAAAUUCGAGGAAGGUUGCCAUUCAAUGGGAACUGCCAUCAAGGAAAGAAUCCAAGAAAGACUGAAGGCGCAAUCUAGGGACUUCAGCCUUUUGCAAUAUGACCAAUACGACAGUGACGAUGAUGAUGCUGAUGACGAUGAAGAUGUCGAGGAAGACAUUGCGAAGGUUGUCAAACUUGUGAAAGAUUAGCACCAUUGUGAAAUAUACACCAGGGUAUAAUACGGGCAUGCAAUGCAUGUUGGAAUCAUCAACAACCAAGUCCUUCACCAUGUGUUGUCAGUAGUCUCUUUGAUGGUGAGCUUCACUGUCAAGGUAGAUCUGUGUGCUGUGUUUGUAGCGGUAUUUGAUGUUUAUUCUAGGCAGCAGCAGCGUAUGCUUGUAAAAGUUGUACUAGAAAACAUAAAUAGUAUGUAUUUGUUUGGAGGAUAUUGAUUCCAUUUCUGUUCUUAUAUUAAAAAGAUCUCGUUCGUUCUGUA